Drosophila eugracilis is the source of this 2328-nucleotide messenger RNA. Its product is annotated as zinc finger protein 14 homolog. NCBI's taxonomy places the organism in Eukaryota, Metazoa, Arthropoda, Insecta, Diptera, Drosophilidae. Bases 66 to 2186 code for a protein of 706 amino acids. Gene Ontology annotation, biological process: regulation of transcription by RNA polymerase II. Gene Ontology annotation, cellular component: nucleus. The record is from RefSeq and is a predicted model, not a curated record. The transcript has 2 exons. Gene Ontology annotation, molecular function: DNA-binding transcription factor activity; zinc ion binding; RNA polymerase II cis-regulatory region sequence-specific DNA binding.
CUGAUAGCACACUGCAACAAAUUUGUUUUGAAACUAGGUUGGAAUCUCUCCGAGAAUCGGGAGAAAUGGAAACUAGGGAACUUCAGUAUUCCGUCUAUUCGCUGUGUCGCAUCUGCCUUAUCCAUCUGGAGCACGGUGUUAGCCAUAAUCUGUUCCUGGUUCCAGGCUUGGCCAAAAAACUGUGCGUGUGCACCUCCUUGUCGGUGGAGCAAGCAGAUGGCUUUCCCAAAAACCUGUGCACUGUCUGCUUCUCGAAGCUAAAUGACCUGCACGAUUUUCGGGAACUGUGUGCUGGCUCCAUAAGACGUUUCAAGGAAAUGGUGGCUGGUAAUAGAAUUAUGCCUAUGGGGGUUUUCGAGCCCGUUGCAGAAGAUUCCGUUGCAUUGAGCAGGCAGGAUGAGCAGGCCAGCUUUGAUCCACUGCAAAAUAAUAAGCUGGAAAUAAUUGACAACGAGGAGGAGGUGUUCAAAAUGCUGGAAACGGUGGACAGAGAACCACAGGAUCACGCUAUUUCUUCAAGCCAUGAUGGUUCUUCCACCGAAGAGGAGAAGGAGGAGAACAAGAAGCAGGCCGAAGAUUUUUCUAGUGAAGAUGAACAACCUUUAGCCAGGCGGAGAAGGAUGCCUAGCGAUGAGCGUCAAUUGAAUCGCUUAAUAACCUGUCCCAUCUGCCAGCAAAAAUUUAAAAAGCUAUCAAAGUACGAGGAACAUAUGAAGCAUCAUAAUGACCUGUUGCCUUUCCAGUGUGAGGAAGAAAGCUGCCGAAAAGGCUUCACAACUGCUGGGGCACUGCGUCUCCACGUAGACUAUGCGCACACAAAGAAGGCGGAUGAGAUUCCCUGCAGCGUGGAGGGCUGUAGAUUACUAUUUCCCCGUCUCCGCCUGUUGACCAUUCACUUAAAGAAGGUGCACAAUCAGGCGAGAGUGAGUGCUCCACGGGCUGAACAGCCUUGCAGGGAGUGCGGAAUGGUCUUUCGCUGCCCGGUGGCUUUGAAAAAGCACAUGUACAAGCACACAGGCGAAGAGCUUCCGUACCCCUGCAACAUCUGCGGCAAGGGCUUCCAUAUCAACAGUGCCUUGAAGAAUCAUCUUCUCCGGCAUGCUGGGAUUAAGAACUACGUGUGUCCGUACUGCGGAGUUGGGAAAACCACUCGCCAGGAAUGGACCAAGCAUUUGCUUACUCACACCCAGGAAAAGCAAUUCAAAUGCGACAUCUGCGACCAUGCCACCCAUACAAAGCGGGCUCUGGAUAGCCAUGUGAAGAUUGUACACGAAAAAAUCCGGAAUUUUGCAUGUCAGUACUGUGGUAAGACGUUUGGAAAAUCCCACGCCUGCAAAAUUCACGAGAUGACACACACUGGUGAAAAGCGAUGCGAGUGCAAGGUUUGCGGGAAGAAGUUCCUGUAUACGGAGAGUUUGACGAAACACCUGAAGAUUCACGAAAAGAGCGUGGAAAGGGCUUUGGAAACCUAUAGACAAAGGCAGGGAGAACCUGACGCCUUGGACUCCCAAGUAGACGCUGAUCAAUUGCUUAAAGUGUGUGCUGAAUCCGUAGCCACCAUUCCGAAGGAUCCCCGCCGCGUGGAACGAGUUGACCUUGCUCAACUAGCCGGAACCGUAGUAAAUCCCAUUCCCACAGUUCAGGUCCCGGCCAGCGAAGUUCCAACUCGGACGAAGUUCGUUCAAAAAGAGGGCAUGCACCUGUGCCCCGGAUGCAGCCAGGGAUUUAAUAACCUGGGAAACAUGAAGCGACAUUACAAGAGUGUCCACGAGAAAGUCAAGGACUUUGAAUGCCGCUUCUGCUCCCGACGUUUUGCCAACUCCCAAUCACUGAAGCAACACGAGUGGAUACACACUGGAGAAAAGCCCUAUGAGUGCAAACUUUGUGGGACACAUUUCCGCCAGGAAGCGGCUCUCAUCCGCCACCAAAAGGUUCAUGACGAGAAGCCGCCAAAGCCUCCCAGACCUGCCAAACAAAUAAGCGAACGAGCGCGUCAGAAGGCAAUGCAGAAAAGUGAAAGAAGACAAAAGGUCGAGGCUCUUCGGCAGGAAAUUGCAGAAGCCGCUAAAGAGGAGCUCAAGGACUUGGCAAUUCAACGGUCACUGGAGAAGCAGCAAAACACUUACGAACAGUAUCAGGCAGCGGCAACUGACCAGAAAAAUCCUGAAUAUAAGGAGGAACCUUGAUCAGACAUUAGCAUAGGAUUUUUAUAAGACUUCAAGAUUUCCAAAAUUAGUGGAAAUAUUAAUUGUUGGUUAAUAUUUAACUAUCACUUAAUUGUUACCAUAGUUUUAGGUAAUCAAAUAAACGAAUUCGAGACUCAACUUA